This is a messenger RNA of Drosophila erecta, 7172 nucleotides long. RefSeq names its product endoribonuclease Dcr-1 (gene Dcr-1). Bases 102 to 6851 code for a protein of 2249 amino acids. Gene Ontology annotation, molecular function: deoxyribonuclease I activity; RNA binding; protein binding. The record is from RefSeq and is a predicted model, not a curated record. Lineage: Eukaryota; Metazoa; Arthropoda; Insecta; Diptera; Drosophilidae. The transcript is spliced from 5 exons. Gene Ontology annotation, biological process: siRNA processing; pre-miRNA processing; apoptotic DNA fragmentation. Gene Ontology annotation, cellular component: cytoplasm; RISC complex; nucleus.
GCCAACGGUCACACUGGCACGCUGAUGGUAGCCGGCUCUGGACGAUUUUCAGUGGAAAUCUCGCAGAGACAUUGGUGUUUUUGUGCAUCCCCCUAGCCACGAUGGCGUUCCACUGGUGUGACAACAACCUGCACACCACGGUGUUCACGCCGCGCGACUUCCAGGUGGAGCUGCUGGCCGCCGCCUACGAGCGGAACACGAUUAUCUGUCUGGGCCAUCGGAGUUCCAAGGAGUUCAUAGCCCUAAAGCUGCUCCAGGAGCUGUCGCGUCGCGGACGCCAACGUGGUCGCGUCAGUGUCUAUCUCAGUUGCGAGGUGGGCACUAGCACAGAACCAUGCUCCAUCUACACGAUGCUCACCCACUUGACCGACCUGCGGGUGUGGCAGGAGCAGCCAGACAUGCAGAUACCCUUUGAUCAUUGCUGGACGGACUACCACGUUUCCAUCCUGCGGCCAGAGGGAUUUCUUUCGCUGCUUGAAGAUCGCGAGCUGCUGCUGAGCAGUGUCGAACUGAUUGUGUUGGAGGAUUGUCACGACAGUGCCGUUUAUCAGAGGAUAAGGCGUCUCUUUGAGGAGCAUAUCAUGCCAGCAGCACCGGUGGACAGACCGCGAAUUCUCGGACUUGCUGGACCGCUACACAGCGCUGGAUGUGAGCUGCAGCAACUGAGCGCCAUGCUGGCUACCCUGGAGCAGAGUGUGCUUUGCCGGAUCGAGACGGCCAGUGAUAUUGUCACCGUGUUGCGUUACUGUUCCCGACCGCACGAAUACAUCGUACAGUGCGCCCCCUUCGAGAUGGACGAACUGUCCCUGGUGCUUGCCGAUGUGCUCAACACACACAAGUCCUUUUUAUUGGAUCACCGCUACGAUCCCUACGAGAUCUACGGCACAGACCAGUUUAUGGACGAACUGAAAGAUAUACCCGAUCCCAAGGUGGACCCCCUGAACGUCAUCAACUCGCUACUGGCCGUGCUGCACGAGAUGGGUCCUUGGUGCACGCAGCGAGCUGCCCAUCACUUUUACCAAAGCAAUGAGAAGUUAAAGGUGAAGACGCCGCACGAACGUCACUACUUGCUGUACUGCCUAGUGAGCACGGCCCUCAUCCAACUGCACUCUCUCUGCGAUCACGCAUUCCAGCGCCAGCCGGGAAGUGGCAGCGACUCACGCCAAACCAUCGAACGCUAUUCCAGCCCGAAGGUGCGACGUCUGUUGCAGACACUAAGGUGCUUUAAGCCGGAAGAGGUGCAGACCCAAGCGGACGGACUGCGCAGGAUGCGGCAUCAGGUGGAUCAGGCGGACUUCAACCGGUUAUCUCAUGCGCUGGAAAGCAGGUGCCGAAUGGUGGAUCAAUUUGACCAACCGCCAACGGAAACACGAGCCCUGGUGGCCAAUCUUGAGCAGAUUCUGCACACGACAGAGGACAGGCAAACGGUUAGAAGCGCCGCUCGAAUGGCUCCUAUUCCUGUUCCGGCAAAGCCGAAACCUAGCUCUGGCACCAACACAGCACAACCACGAACUCGUAGACGAGUGUACACCAGACGCCACCACCGGGAUCAAAAUGAUGGCAGUGACACGCUCUGCGCGCUGAUUUACUGCAACCAGAACCACACGGCACGCGUUCUCUUUGAGCUGCUGGCGGAGAUUAGCAGGCGUGAUCCCGAUCUCAAGUUCCUACGCUGCCAGUACACCACGGACCGGGUGGCAGAUCCCACCACAGAGCCUAAAGAGGCUGAGUUGGAGCACCGGCGGCAGGAAGAGGUGCUUAAGCGCUUCCGCAUGCACGACUGCAAUGUCCUGAUCGGCACUUCUGUGCUGGAAGAAGGUAUUGAUGUGCCCAAGUGCAAUUUGGUUGUGCGCUGGGAUCCCCCCACCACAUAUCGCAGUUAUGUUCAGUGCAAAGGUCGAGCCCGUGCAGCUCCUGCCUACCAUGUCAUCCUGGUGGCGCCUACUUAUAAAAGCCCAACUGUGGGUGCAGUGCAGCUGACCGAUCGGAGUCAUCGGUUUAUUUGCGGGACUGGUGAUACUACAGAGGCGGAAAGUGACUCUGACGACUCAGCAAUGCCAAACUCGUCCGGUUCGGAUCCAUAUACUUUUGGCACGGCACGCGGAACCGUCAAGAUCCUCAAUCCCGAAGUGUUCAGUAAACAACCUCCGACAGCGUGCGACAUUAAGCUACAGGAGAUCCAGGACGAAUCGCCAGCCAUAGCUCUGCUAGACACUAGCAACUCCAGCGACGAGGCCGUCAGCAUGAGUAACACGUCUCCAAGCGAGAGCAGUACAGAACAAAAGUCCAGGCGCUUCCAGUGCGAACUGUCCUCUUUAACGGAGUCAGAAGACACCAGUGAUUCCACAGCCGACAUCGAAUCUGUUGAUCGUUUAACCAGCACUACCAAGGAGUUGGUGCACCAAAUGGCUCAAUAUCGCGAGAUCGAGCAGAUGCUGCUAUCCAAGUGCGCCAACACAGAGCCGCCGGAGCAGGAGCAGAGCGAGGCGGAACGUUUCAGUGCCUGUCUGGCCGCCUACCGCCCCAAGCCGCACCUCCUAACAGGAGCCUCCGUGGAUCUGGGUACUGCUAUUGCCCUGGUCAACAAGUACUGCGCUCGACUGCCUAGCGACACGUUCACCAAGUUGACGGCUCUGUGGCGCUGCACCCGAAACGAAAGGGCUGGCGUGACUAUGUUUCAGUACACACUCCGGCUGCCCAUCAACUCGCCAUUGAAGCAUGACAUUGUGGGUCUUCCGAUGCCCACUCAAACACUGGCCCGUCGACUGGCUGCCUUGCAGGCAUGCGUUGAACUGCACAGGAUCGGUGAGUUAGACGAUCAGUUGCAGCCUAUCGGCAAGGAGGGAUUUCGCGCCCUGGAACCGGACUGGGAGUGCUUUGAACUGGAGCCAGAGGACGAACAGAUUGUGCAGCUAAGCGAUGAACCUCGUCCGGGAACAACAAAGCGGCGUCAGUACUAUUACAAACGCAUUGCAUCCGAAUUUUGCGAUUGCCGUCCAGUUGCUGGGGCACCAUGCUAUUUGUACUUCAUCCAGCUGACGCUACAAUGUCCCAUUCCCGAAGAGCAAAACACGCGGGGCCGUAAGAUUUAUCCGCCCGAAGAUGCCCAGCAGGGAUUUGGCAUUCUCACCACGAAACGGAUACCCAAGCUGAGUGCUUUCUCGAUAUUCACGCGUUCCGGUGAGGUGAAGGUUUCGCUGGAAUUGGCUAAGGAGCGCGUGAUACUAACUAGCGAACAAAUAGUCUGCAUCAACGGAUUUUUAAACUACACCUUCACCAAUGUACUGCGUCUGCAAAAGUUUCUCAUGCUCUUCGAUCCAGACUCCACGGAGAAUUGUGUUUUUAUUGUGCCCACCGUGAAAGCACCAGCAGGCGGCAAGCACAUCGACUGGCAGUUCCUAGAGCUGAUCCAAGCCAACGGAAAUACAAUGCCUCGGGCAGUGCCCGAUGAGGAGCGCCAGGCGCAGCCGUUCGAUGCCCAACGCUUUCAAGAUGCCGUCGUGAUGCCGUGGUAUCGCAACCAGGAUCAACCGCAGUAUUUCUAUGUGGCAGAGAUAUGUCCACAUCUAUCCCCACUCAGCUGCUUCCCUGGUGACAACUACCGCACGUUCAAGCACUACUACCUCGUCAAGUAUGGUCUGACCAUUCAGAACGCCUCGCAGCCGCUAUUGGAUGUAGAUCACACCAGUGCUCGGUUAAACUUCCUCACGCCACGAUAUGUUAAUCGCAAGGGCGUUGCUCUACCCACUAGUUCGGAGGAGACAAAGCGGGCAAAGCGCGAGAAUCUCGAGCAGAAGCAGAUCCUUGUGCCAGAGCUCUGCACUGUGCAUCCAUUCCCCGCCUCCUUGUGGCGAACCGCCGUGUGUCUGCCCUGCAUCCUAUACCGCAUUAAUGGUCUUCUGUUGGCCGACGAUAUUCGGAAACAGGUCUCUGCGGAUCUGGGGCUAGGAAGGCAACAGAUCGAAGAUGAGGAUUUCGAGUGGCCCAUGCUAGACUUUGGAUGGAGUCUAUCAGAGGUGCUAAAGAAAUCGCGGGAGUCCAAGCAAAAGGAAUCCCUUAAGGGUGAUACUAUUAAUGGCAAGGACUUAGUUGAAGUUGAGAAGGAGCCGAUAAGUAAGGAGACCCAACUAGACAAGGAUUCCAAAGCCGAUAAAGUUGAGAAAAGUGCAAUCGAACUAAUCAUUGAGGGAGAAGAAAAGCUGCAAGAGGCCGAUGACUUCAUUGAGAUCGGCACUUGGUCAAACGACAUGGCCGACGAUAUAGCGAGCUUUAAUCAAGAAGACGACGAUGAUGAAGAUGCUUUCCAUCUUCCAGUUCUGCCGGCAAACGUUAAGUUCUGUGAUCAGCAAACCCGCUAUGGCUCGCCCACAUUCUGGGAUGUGAGCAAUGGAGAAGGCGGCUUCAAGGCUCCGAAGAACAGUCAGAAUAAGCAGGGCGCCAAGAGCAAAGGAAAGGGUCCGGCAAAGCCCACAUUUAACUAUUAUGACUCGGACAAUUCGCUGGGCUCCAGCUACGACGAAGACGAUAACGUGGGACCGCUCAAUUACAUGCAUCACAACUACAGUUCGGAUGACGACGAUGUGGCAGAUGAUAUCGAUACGGGGCGUAUUGCGUUCACCUCCAAGAACGAGGCGGAGACUAUCGAAACCGCCCAGGAAGUGGAGAAGCGCCAGAAGCAGCUGUCCAUCAUCCAGGCAACCAAUGCCAACGAGCGGCAAUACCAGCAGACCAAGAACCUGCUCAUUGGAUUUAAUUUUAAUCAUGGGGAUCAGGAGCAGAAAGAACAUCCCACCAUUAGAUAUGAAGAAUCCAUAGCUAAGCUUAAAACGGAAAUUGAAUCCUGCGGGAUGUUGGUGCCGCAUGACCAGCAGUUGAUGCUAAAAAGAAGUGAUGCCGCUGAGGCUCAGGUUGCAAAGGAUUCGAUGAUGGAGCUGUUGAAACAGCUGCUGCCGUAUGUAAAUGAGAAUGUGCUGGCCGAAAAGCUGGGUGAUAGGCGGGAGCUUCUGCUGUCGGAUUUAGUAGAGCUGAAUGCGGAUUGGGUAGCUCGGCAUGAGCAGGAGACCUAUAACGUAAUGGGAUGCGGAGAUAGUUUUGACAACUACAACGAUCAUCAUCGGCUGAACUUGCAUGACAAGCAACUGAAACUGCAAUAUGAUCGAAUGGAAAUUGAGCCACCUACUGCCAAGAAGGCCAUAUCAUCAGCAAUAUUACCAGCUGGCUUCAGUUUCGAUCGACAACCGGAUUUGGUGGGUCAUCCAGGACCCAGUCCCAGCAUCAUUUUGCAAGCCCUCACAAUGUCCAAUGCUAACGAUGGCAUCAAUCUAGAGCGACUGGAGACAAUUGGAGAUUCCUUUCUGAAGUAUGCCAUUACCACCUACUUGUACAUCACCUACGAGAACGUGCACGAGGGAAAGCUAAGUCACCUGCGCUCCAAGCAGGUUGCCAAUCUUAAUCUCUAUCGUCUGGGCAGACGCAAGAGGCUUGGUGAAUAUAUGAUAGCCACUAAAUUCGAGCCCCACGACAACUGGCUGCCACCCUGCUACUACGUGCCAAAGGAGCUGGAAAAGGCGCUCAUCGAGGCGAAGAUCCCCACUCACCAUUGGAAGCUUGCUGAUUUGCUAGACAUCAAGAACCUCAGCAGCGUGCAAAUCUGCGAGAUGGUCCGCGAAAAAGCCGAAGCCCUGGGCUUGGAGCAGAAUGGAGGUGCCCAAAACGGGCAACUUGACGACUCCAACGACAGCUGCAAUGAUUUUAGCUGUUUUAUUCCCUAUAACCUUGUUUCCCAGCACAGCAUUCCCGAUAAGUCCAUUGCCGAUUGCGUCGAAGCCCUCAUAGGAGCCUAUCUCAUUGAGUGCGGGCCCCGAGGGGCCCUACUCUUUAUGGCCUGGCUGGGAGUAAGAGUGCUCCCUAUCACCAGGCAGCUGGAGGGGGCUAACCAGGAGCACCGAAUACCCGGAAGCACCAAACCAAACGUCGAAAAGAUGGUUACCGUUUACGGAGCAUGGCCCACACCGCGUAGUCCACUGUUGCACUUUGCUCCCAACGCUACGGAGGAGCUGGACCAUUUACUAAGUGGUUUUGAGGUGUUCGAGGAGAGUUUGGGAUACAAGUUCCGGGAUCGUUCGUACCUUCUGCAAGCCAUGACACAUGCCAGCUACACACCCAAUCGAUUGACGGAUUGCUACCAGCGCUUGGAGUUCCUGGGCGAUGCUGUACUAGAUUACCUAAUUACGCGGCAUUUAUACGAAGAUCCCCGCCAGCAUUCUCCGGGCGCUUUAACGGAUUUGCGGUCGGCACUGGUGAAUAACACCAUAUUCGCCUCUCUGGCUGUUCGCCAUGGCUUCCACAAGUUCUUCAGGCACCUAUCGCCGGGUCUUAACGAUGUGAUUGACCGUUUCGUGAGGAUCCAGCAGGAGAAUGGUCAUAGCAUCAGUGAGGAGUACUACUUAUUGUCCGAGGAGGAGUGCGAUGACGCGGAGGACGUUGAGGUUCCCAAGGCAUUGGGCGACGUUUUUGAGUCGAUCGCAGGCGCCAUCUUCCUGGACUCAAACAUGUCACUGGACGUGGUGUGGCACGUAUACAGCAACAUGAUGAGCCCGGAGAUCGAACAGUUCAGCAACUCAGUGCCAAAAUCGCCCAUUCGGGAGCUGCUCGAGCUGGAGCCGGAAACAGCCAAAUUCGGCAAGCCCGAGAAGCUGGCGGAUGGGCGACGGGUGCGCGUUACCGUGGAUGUCUUCUGCAAAGGAACCUUCCGUGGCAUCGGGCGCAACUAUCGCAUUGCCAAGUGCACGGCGGCCAAAUGCGCUCUGCGCCAGCUCAAAAAGCAGGGCUUGAUAGCCAAAAAAGACUAAGAAGUCAUCGCUGCAAUCGUGUUUCAUUAGAUUUAAUGAUCAUUUCUUUAGGCUUAAGAACAUUAAUUGUACAAAUCUUAAAUAUAUUGUCUAUGUCGGAAUAACCAAUGACACUAGUCUAAUUUGAGCAAAAAAUGUUGCACGUUACACUCCUAUCGAAAUAUCGAUAUAAUGGAAUUUUAAAAAUUGAAAAUAUCUGCGCUACGUGUAGAAACAUAAAUAUGCAACCUCCUCGAAAACAGUGGAUCAAAUUGUAAUGAAACUUUUUGCAUAAGCAAUUAAUAAAAUUACAAAACUUUUAAGGUACCGUGCAAAGUGGAA